UAUCGCCACAUUUCCUCUUUAGUAUUUCUAUUGGUCCUGUCGCCGCUUCCGCUACGUACGGCGCGCUUAACUGUCACGUUGGGUAGAAACCCGGAAGUGAGCAGCGUAUUGACAAUAUGGCUGCUCAUUUAGCUGGAGGGGGUCGGAGAAAGUCUCGCCGUUGACAGUUGCACGAUUCGGCUUUCACUUUUGGCUUUUACUGCCUCAGCCUUUUUAUGAAUGAACCGACUGCAAGUAGGCCGGCAUGUAGUCAGGGAGCCGAGGUUGUACCGCGAAUGCCCACAUCACCAUGUCCUUUUUUAAGAGGAAAGCAAAGGGCAAAGCACAAGAAAAAGUGUCAGAAGUUCAAACUCCAAAAGUUACUUCUCCAGUUCAUGCUCGGUCACCUUCUCUCGGCACUCGGAAUCAUGCAUUGCAAGAGGCUGCAGGACCUAGUCAUGUGGCAAUUAAUGCCAUUUCGGCAAACAUGGACUCUUUUGCCAGAGGACGCACUGCAAUACUUAAGAAACAACCCAGCCAUGUGGAGGCAGCUCAUUUUGGAGACCUAGGCCGGUCAAGUCUGAAUUACCAAACUCAGGAGACCAAAUCUCGACUUUCGAAGACCGUGGAACAGAUUCUGAGGGACCAGGUCGCCUUGCCCUACUUUCUCCAGUUCAUGGAGCUACAUAGCAAGGAUAAUAUUGUUAGAUUCUGGCUUGAAGCAGAGAGUUUCAGGUCAACUAGUUGGUCUCGCAUUAGAGCCCACAGUUUGAACACAGUAAAGCACAGUUCAUUAGCUGAACCGGCCUCUCCCUCUCCUGGGCAUUGUAACCAGGUAGAUGCCUCUCAGAUGAAAGCACUUGGACAGCCUUUGGAGGUUGACAAUACUGUUGACUUAGCAGGCUCAGCAGAACGGCACUCCAUGACCACCACCCAAAACUAUCAGAAAAACUCUGUAAACUCCCCACAGCGGGAAUCCAGUGCACUCCAUAGAGUAUCUCGGACAGAUUCUCCUGUUAAACAAGGGUCUUCCAAGACAUCAAGCACGAUGAAUGAAUUAUCCAGCAAAUUAAUGAAAAGUAUAGAAAGAGAUGCAGUGAGCAUAUUUACCAAAUACAUUUCACCUGAUGCUGCUAAGCCAAUUCCUAUAUCAGAAGGAGUGAGAAAUGAAAUAGUAGGUAAGAUAUGUGGAGAAGAUGGCCAGGUGGACCCAAAUUGCUUUGUAACAGCACAAUCUUUAGUUUUCGACAUAAUGGAGCAGAAGCACUUUACGGAGUUUCUGAGGAGCCAUCAUUUCUGCAAAUACCAGAUUGAAGUGUUAACCAGUGGUACUGUGUAUCUGGCAGAUAUCCUCUUCUGCGAGUCAGCACUCUUCUAUUUUUCUGAGUAUAUGGAAAAGGAAGAGGCAAUUAAUAUUCUUCAGUUUUGGCUGGCAGCACACAACUUUCAGGAUCAGCUUGCAGCUAAGAAAGGCCAGUAUGAUGGACAGGAGGCCCAGAAUGAUGCCAUGAUCCUCUAUGACAAUUACUUUUCUCUACAAGCAACCCAUCCUCUUGGUUUUGAUGAUACAGUGCGUUUAGAAAUUGAAUCGAAUAUAUGCAGGGAAGGUGGCCCUCUCCCUAACUGUUUCACUACUCCAUUACGGCAGGCCUGGACAACCAUGGAAAAAGUAUAUAUGCCUGGCUUUUUAUCUAGUAACCUUUAUUAUAAAUAUUUAAAUGACCUGAUCCAUUCAGUACGAGGAGAUGAGUUUUAUGGCACAAAUCCCCAGUUACCUAUCACUGGUCAGGACAGUGAAGCUGGUGCUACAAACGCUGAGGGGAUUACUGCUCAGCAAGCUACCAAAAAAGCUAACAUUAAAAUCCUGAAGAACUUCGAUGAAGCAAUAACUGUAGACAUUGCAAGUCUUGACCCUGAAUCUCUAUAUCAGCGGCCAUAUGCCGGUAAAAUGACCUUUGGAAAGGUGAACGAGCUUGGUCAAUUUAUCCGUGAGGCUGAACCGGAGCCAGAUGUUAAAAAAUCAAAAGGCUCCAUGUUUUCUCAAGCCAUGAAGAAAUGGGUGCAAGGAAAUACAGAUGAGGCACAGGAAGAGAUGGCAUGGAAAAUUGCCAAGAUGAUUGUUAAUGAUGUCAUGAAUCAGGCACUUUAUGAAGAACCUUCAGAUGUGUCUACAGAGGUACUUCUAUGGCACUGGCCAGCCACUUAACAGUGCAGCUGUCGGGCAACUGCUGGUGCCGUCUCACCUAAAGUUUCUAACCACUCCAUCAAUGCAUUGUGGCUUCUUCUGCUACAUAUCCAUAACCACACUGGUAUAACAUUACAUUCUCCACCCUAAAAUUUCAGGUUUCCCUGGGUUUUGUGUGUGUAAAGAAUGACUUAAUUAUCAUUCUAUGAUGUUGGGACGAUUGUAGGGCAUGCCUAGGCUCUCGCGUAGAUUGCGUGAACAACAAAUGCAAAACAUCACUGAUAAAUAUACGCAACACAACAUAUUUUUUACUAUGGUGUAAACUAAGAGGAAAAGAGAACACAGAAAAAUUUCCUUUCCUUGUCAUUCAGUUAAGCUACCCAUUACAACUGCUUUGUGUUUUCCUAAAUGUACUUUUUUCUUUAAUUCAAAUUGACACACUUCUUAUUUGUGGGUUAACUGUGAUUUUUGUAAUUUGCAUGGUCACCAUUAUCUAUCCUUCUGUAUUUGUUCAGAAAGGCUAACUAGUGCCAUUUUAGUCAAACAGUCUCAUGCAGUUGUGCAGGCAUGAAGGCAGAGCUACUGAACAUUUUACAUCCCAUGACAGACGCAGAAAUCUGAAGAAGCCGAUGUUCAGGAGAAGGCCCCAAGCCUCUCGGGGUUACUUUGCACUGACUUACUCUUGGUGUGGGUAUUCAUUUUUGUUGCUUUGCUGAACUUGUCAACUGAUUGUCCCUUGUCACCCACAGCCUUGAGACACAUCUGGCCAGAUGAGCUGGAAGACUGAACUUGGUGGACAAGGAUAACGUCAUCCAGUAUUUCUCUUGGAGAGACCCACUAGCAGCAGCAGCACAGUACGCUCACUUGAAAGUCUGCUCUGUUCCCGGCUAUGAAGGCUUUUCUUGAUUUAUUAUAUGAAGAUAUCAUGGUUCACAUUUAAAGGACUGCUUCAGAGGACACCACGUAUAGCUGAUAAUGUGUUUAAACUCAAAUACUGUCUGAGUAAAGUCCAUAUUUGACACAAAAGUCCCUGUUAAAUGGAAAACUUUAAAUGAAUUGAUGGUUAAACAUGUGGACGAAAUACUAAAGUUCAUCUACAGUCCAUUCUCUCCAGAAGCAGAUAGGAAGCAAUUUCUAAUAUGGUAGCCAUGACACAGUGAACCCCCGAGACUUGCUCCUCUUGUCAGUUAGAGAAGCUGCAGAAUGGGCAUGCAACCCCAGUAGGCUGGUUUUAUCUAUAUAUAUAUUUUUUUUUUUUUUUUUAAGCUUUUAGCCCAUACUGACAUACAUUUCACUCCAUGACUUCCCAAAGUAUUCCUAAUGUCGACACUUGUGGGGAAAAAACUUUAUACUAGUAAAUGUCUGUUUUAUGACGAUCACAGAAAUUAGAGUAUUGUGUAAUGACUUGCAAAAUUUUCCUUUUCAACAAAAGCCCGUUCCAUGACUCUUGUUCAGUGAAUAACUGUUUCAUUUGAGGUUCACUACGGAUUCUCGGUAAUAAUGAGCAGAAACAAAUAAUUAAAUCCUGUGUCCAUGUUUCUUUGGUACUGUGUACCUUUACUAUGUAUUCAUAAGCUUAUGUAUUCAUGUACUUAAUCUGUAAUCUAUUUAAUUAAUUUCAAAUAUAUAUUGUUGAAACUUGCA
Messenger RNA from Polypterus senegalus (gray bichir), 3808 nucleotides. It is a transcript of the gene akap10, whose product is annotated as A kinase (PRKA) anchor protein 10. Gene Ontology annotation, molecular function: protein kinase A binding. Bases 290 to 2185 code for a protein of 631 amino acids. Lineage: Eukaryota; Metazoa; Chordata; Cladistia; Polypteriformes; Polypteridae. Gene Ontology annotation, cellular component: plasma membrane. The transcript is spliced from 14 exons. The record is from RefSeq and is a predicted model, not a curated record. Gene Ontology annotation, biological process: intracellular protein localization.